This is a messenger RNA of Octodon degus (degu), 3446 nucleotides long. It is a transcript of the gene Bmp5, whose product is annotated as bone morphogenetic protein 5. The transcript is spliced from 7 exons. Bases 711 to 2075 code for a protein of 454 amino acids. Lineage: Eukaryota; Metazoa; Chordata; Mammalia; Rodentia; Octodontidae. The record is from RefSeq and is a predicted model, not a curated record. Gene Ontology annotation, cellular component: extracellular region. Gene Ontology annotation, molecular function: growth factor activity; cytokine activity. Gene Ontology annotation, biological process: SMAD protein signal transduction.
UAGAUCUCUUGAAGAGGGCUGGUAUAUUUGUGCCUGCUGGAGGUGGAAUUCACAGUAAGAAGGAGCAAGAGAUUGAAUGGAUUUACAGGAAAGAGUUCAUGUAAACUCAGGGAAACACAUUUACAUGACAAGUACAACCUUCAGUCUUAUUUUACACUAAGACGGUACAAAAGAUGGUAAAGUUAUCACCAAGCUGCCGGACAAAUAUAUAUUCCAACACCAAGGUGCAGAUCUGCAUAGAUUUGUGAUUCAGAAGUCAGCAUUUGUCUGGAAAAGAGCACAAAAGUCGCGAAGACUCCAGCAACUGAAGACACCUUGGGAGCUACAGUGUAUCAGAAGAUCAGCUUUCGUUAAUUCAGACACCAAAGGCCUGGUUAUCCUCAAUUUGUAUAGGAAUGCAUAGGCCAUCUGAUCAAGUAAUAUUAGCCGUCAUCUGCUCCAUCAGUGCAGGAAAAGCUCUUAACAACUGUGGAUAAUUGGAAAUCCGAGUUUCAGCUUUCUUAGAAAUAACUACUUUUGACACAUUCCAAAAUAUUUAAAAUAAGGCAGGAAAAUCAAGGAGAAUGUUGUGUUCAGAAAUGUCACUGUCAUGAAGAAUAGGUAAAUUUGUUUUCACAGCUACUGGGAAAGCAUACCUCCUAGGAAUUUACGAUAUUUUUGAAAAGUGGACAAGAAAGACUUAAAAUACCAACUUCUGCUUUUGGACAAAGAUGCCUCUGACUGUGCUUUUACUCAGGGGCGUUGUGGGCUUCCUGGGGAGCUGCUGGCCGCUGGUGGGCUCGGCUGCUGGAGGUCUGGGAGAGGAUCACGUCCACUCCAGCUUUAUUUAUAGAAGACUACGGAACCACGAAAGACGGGAAAUCCAGAGGGAAAUUCUCUCUAUCUUGGGUCUGCCUCACAGACCCAGACCUUUUUCACCUGGAAAACAAGCGUCCUCUGCACCUCUGUUCAUGCUGGACCUGUACAACGCCAUGGCCAGUGAAGACAACCCCGAAGAGUCCGACUACUCCACGAGGGCAUCGCUGGCAGCAGAGGCCAGAGGGCAGAGGAGAGGGCACCCGGCCUCUCCCAAUGGGUACCCGCGCCGCACACAGCUAUCACGAGCCACGCCGCUGACCACCCAAAGCCCUCCCCUGGCCAGCCUCCAUGAUACCAGCUUUCUGAACGAUGCUGACAUGGUCAUGAGCUUUGUCAACUUAGUUGAAAGAGACAGGGAUUUCUCUCACCAGAGAAGGCAUUACAAAGAAUUUAGGUUUGAUCUGACUCAGAUUCCUCAUGGAGAAGCAGUGACAGCAGCAGAAUUCCGGAUCUACAAAGACAAGAGCAACAGUCGAUUUGAAAAUGAAACAAUUAAGAUUAGCAUAUAUCAAAUCAUCAAGGAGUACGCGAACAGGGAUGCAGAUCUGUUCCUGUUGGAUACGAGGAAAGCCCAAGCUAUAGAUGUGGGUUGGCUUGUCUUUGAUAUCACUGUCACGAGCAAUCACUGGGUGAUUAAUCCACAGAACAAUUUGGGCUUGCAGCUCUGUGCAGAAACUGGGGAUGGACGCAGUAUCAACGUGAAAUCCGCUGGGCUUGUCGGAAGACAUGGGCCUCAGUCCAAACAGCCAUUCAUGGUGGCCUUCUUCAAGGCAAGCGAGGUUCUCCUUCGAUCCGUGAGAGCGGCCAGCAAACGGAAACAUCAAAACCGCAAUAAAUCCAGCUCUCAUCAGGACUCCUCCAGGAUGUCCGGUGCUGGAGAUUAUAAUACGAGUGAGCAAAAGCAAGCCUGCAAGAAGCACGAGCUCUACGUGAGCUUCCGGGACCUGGGCUGGCAGGACUGGAUUAUAGCACCAGAAGGAUAUGCUGCAUUUUAUUGUGAUGGAGAAUGUUCUUUUCCACUGAAUGCUCACAUGAACGCCACCAACCAUGCCAUUGUUCAAACCCUGGUCCAUCUGAUGUUUCCUGACCAUGUGCCAAAGCCUUGCUGUGCGCCAACCAAAUUAAAUGCAAUUUCUGUCCUGUACUUUGACGAUAGCUCCAAUGUCAUUUUGAAAAAAUAUAGAAACAUGGUCGUUCGCUCAUGUGGCUGCCACUAAUAUUAAAUAAUUACAAUAAUAACCAAAGGACUCAUGUUAAGAUUUAUGACUACAAUAAAGAGCAGUCUAAAGGGUGAUUUCCAAAAUUAGUCUGAAUUAUUUUAUCUUCAUAUGUAUAGCAUGUAUAUGGUCAUUUUUAUUUAUUUGAAAGUAUGUAUCUUCCUUUUACAGAUGCCUUACCAGUAAGAUCUGUUUUUAGUUCACUGUUAUAAAAUAGAUCAUGAGUCUAACGUUUAGUGGGAUACACUGAGUCUAAUUUUAUUGCUUCAACGUUUUUCAAAUAUAAUUUUUAUGUAAUUUUGUGAGACUAAACAGAACUUUUUUGACUGUUUAAUAUUGUUGAAGGAAACUGAAUACAUUUUCUUUCUUUCUUUCUUUCCUUUUUUUUUUUUUUUUUUUCAGAACCGGGGAUUGAACUCAGGCCCUUGCGCUUGCCAGGGAAGCGCUUAUUCCACUGAGCCAUCUCCCUGGCCCCUACAUUUUCUUAUAUUGUGCCAAUGAAAACCAUAAUAGGAUAUUUAUUUAGAAAUAAAAUUUAAAAAAAUAACCAAAAAAUAGGCUUGAAUAAACACAAUUUUUCUCUCAGACUUUCUGCUUCAUUAGAUAAAGUAAACCGUUGAACUGGAUUUGAAUAACUAAAUGGUAUGCAGCACAUAGAAGCUGAGACUGCCCUUCAUUGUUGUAACUUUACUUAAAAGAGUUAGUGGGACUGCAGGAGUAUAUUCCUUCUUGGCUUGUGGACUCAGGAUUUUACAAGGAGCUCAAAGCUGCAAGAAUUCUGUGGAGAUGGGCUUAGCUGUGUCCAUUACUUUUCGAAUUAACCCUAAAAAAUUGUAGUACAACCUUCUUACCUCAAAUAAAUCACGCAUAUCUGCAUUAUCUAGAACACUACUGCUGCAGAUGUUUUUUCAGAUCCAAAACCUUCCUCUAAGGUGAAGAAACCUGUCCGAGCGCUCCCUCCAUGGCAAGGUCCCCGCGUGCCUGCAGCGCAGCGCGCCGGAGCGGGGACGCAGACCCGGCCGGCUUCUCUGCUCUCUUUUAUAACCGAACUUGUUGGUCGAUGUGCUACAAGGGAUCUUACUGGGGGUAAAAUUACUGAAACCAAGCUGAAGGAAAUUACCAAAACCCCAGACUGGCUUGGACAAAGCUGCCAUUUAAAGAGAAUGGCUGAGAUCCGUUUUUGUACCUGUGAGAGUGAACUCAAUGAAAACCGCAUUUUGUGAAGAGACUUUGCAAACCUCCCUCCAAGCACCAAGACUCCAAAGGGGAGGUCCUCUUGUGAUGUGUGCAUAAGUGUUCUUGCCUCAGAAGUUAUUUUAUUUUCUCUCUAUUGAAAAUCUUCUAGAGGCUCAGGAUUGGCUCGGUGGUAGA